GCAACACUCGCAAUCUCCUCCAACUUGCGUUGCAUUUUCCGGAGUUUUUCUUCGGAAUUUUCAGUACAACAUUUUUUUUUUUGUGAAGUUAUAAUCCAUUCCCUCGCGGAUUGGCAAUAAAGCGAUUUUUUUAUUCAUUCAGAUUUUACCCAUGCCGAUUUUAUUCAUUUAACUCUCUCUAUCACGUUGGAGCUUCCAAUAACAGUGAUAAGAUUAUAAAUAAAUUCGAUAAAUUUUGACUCAAAACGUCACUGCAGUGAUCCCUGCACUGCACAUUUGUCGGUGCAGAGAAGUCAUUUCUGAUUCGACGAAAUGUUAAUUCGUAUUGCACUCGCAUUUCGUUUAAUCCUCGCGGUGCAAUCGGAAUUUCAUGGCAAUGUGUACGUCGUAGAGAUCGAUUCAAAAGUGCCCAGUGCAAAUUUCGGUCGUUUCCUCCCAACCUGGGAGAGCUUGGACGCGAGGGAGCUCCCCAAGUGGUACGACAAUGCCAAGAUUGGGAUUUUCAUUCACUGGGGAGUCUACAGUGUUCCCAGUUUUCACUCGGAAUGGUUCUGGAACCACUGGAAAACCGAAUUAGUCACCCGAGAACUGAGAGAUUUCAUGAAGAAGAAUUACAAGCCAGGUUUCUCGUAUCAGGACUUUGCGCGUGACUUCACUGCUGAAUUUUACGAUCCUAAUGAGUGGGCUAGAUUGUUCGAGGCCUCUGGGGCCAAGUACGUCGUUCUUACCAGUAAACAUCAUGAGGGGUACACCCUCUGGCCCUCCAAGUACUCCUUUAGCUGGAAUGCUAUGGAUGUUGGACCCCACAGGGACUUAGUUGGGGAAUUAGCGGAUGCUGUAAGAGCUAACACAACCCUCCGUUUUGGACUCUACCACUCCUUCUUCGAGUGGUAUAAUCCCCUGUACCUGGAGGAUAAACGCAAUAAUUUCACAACUGACAAGUUCAUGCAGGACAAAGUCAUACCAGAAAUGCAUGAAAUUGUCGAGAAGUACAAGCCCGAGGUGUUCUGGAGUGACGGAGAUGGAGGUACCUCGGAGGAGUACUGGAAAUCCAAGGAAUUCAUAGCUUAUCUGUAUAAUGAUAGUCCUGUUAAGGAUACAGUUGUUGUUAAUGACAGGUGGGGGACGGGAACUAAUUGCGAGCAUGGGGACUUUUACUCUUGUGCUGACAGGUUCAAUCCAGGGCAUCUUCUGCCACACAAAUGGGAGAAUGCAAUGACGAUUGAUAAGAAAUCAUGGGGAUUUCGUCGAAAUGCUGCUCUGGAGGAUUACAUGACCACUGAGGAGCUUCUAAAGCAGUUAAUGAGUACUGUCAGCUGCGGUGGUAACUUGUUGAUCAAUGUUGGACCCACGAAGGAUGGGAUCAUCGCGCCAAUAUUCCAAGAUCGUCUUUUAACCCUAGGUCGUUGGUUGAAGGUGAAUGGUGAGGCUAUCUACAAUACUUCACCCUGGACGACUCAAAAUGACACGGUAACAGGGGACACUUGGUACACAGCCAACGCAGACUCGAAAACACUUUAUGCAAUCGUCCUGACGUGGCCAGAGGACGAUACCCUGGAGCUUGGGGCUCUAGCCCGUGGUCGAUCAUUCAAUUUCGAAAUUCUGGGUCAUUCUGGACAGAUCGAAUGGCAAGAAGCGAAAGACAGAAUACUUGUGAAAUUGCCUGCAAUAGCUCACAGAGGACAGCCAGCGUGGACUCUCAAAAUCACAUGAAAUAGAUCAUAAAAUGUACUAUUCAAUAAUCAGGUCAUGGAAAACGAAAUUAUAAAUUUA
Messenger RNA from Diachasma alloeum, 1773 nucleotides. RefSeq names its product plasma alpha-L-fucosidase (gene Fuca). The transcript has 6 exons. The record is from RefSeq and is a predicted model, not a curated record. Gene Ontology annotation, biological process: glycoside catabolic process; fucose metabolic process. The coding region runs from base 313 to 1713 and encodes 466 amino acids. Lineage: Eukaryota; Metazoa; Arthropoda; Insecta; Hymenoptera; Braconidae. Gene Ontology annotation, molecular function: alpha-L-fucosidase activity. Gene Ontology annotation, cellular component: lysosome.